GUGGCCAGAAAUAUAAAAAAGGGGCGUAGACGGGGGUGGCCGGAGGAGCGGGUCGUGGAGCUGAGGGACAAAGUGCAAUUCGCCAGAGAGCGAAAGAGAGAGAGGACCGCAUGGGUGGCAAGGGGCUGGGGGAUGUGGGGAGAGGCAAUACACACACACACACACGAAAGUGCAGUCGGGAGAGCGGGAGCAAAAAGGAGGAGAUGCAUACACUCGCACACACGUGCAUUGAGGACUAUGUACGAUCCGGAUGUUGUGUAUGUAUUUCCAUUGACCAGGACUCCCUCUCUCUCUCGUUCUCUCAGCCCAUCUCCUUCUGGCCUGCUCGCUUGUUUACCAAUUUAUUUUGCGCACAAUGCGAAACACGGAAAAUGCAUGAAGCCACCGGCUGACGUUCCACGCCGACCACCACCCACCACCCACUACCCACCACCCAGAAAAAGCCCCUGAUGCGUUCCAACCGAACGCAAUGAUAGCCACACAGCAGAGCAGGCCAAAAGCAACAACGAGGAGCGGUGCGAAAAAAUUGCAGAAAUUCCAGUUCGAUUUUUGGCCAUAAUGCAAAAAGCACUCCGCCCUGCUCGCUCCUUCUGGCAAAAUACGAGCGUAUCUUCCAUCUCGGUCGCUUUUGCAUUCUGUGGCUGCUGCCGCUGUUUGUUGUUGUUCUUCGUUUGCCACUUUGUGCGGCAUUUUCCUCUUCCCCGCUUUUCCGGCUUUUCCCAGGUUUUUAGACUAUCCCCAUUUUUUCGGGGUUUUGUUUGCUUUCAUAUCCUUUGCAGGCCGCGACUUUUACUUUGAUGGAACGGGCGUCGAGUUUUGUUUGGUUCCUCUUUCUUUGUUGCCCCCAAACUUUGGGUAAAAAAAGGAGUUGGUGGUAGUACACACUCGUAGUGAGUUUUUGUGCCCCAUGUCCUUCGUAGUAGUUGGUACUCGUGAUCCGAAGUCAGUCAUCAGUCCAUACGCAACAUGUCCUGGUACAAAAAGUCGCCAUGGAAACACAAAGAAAUGGAACGAACCACGUAUGAAAGGAAUGGUAACGAAAUAUCGAAGGAAAAUGGGGCACAAAGGAUCUGAAGUUUCUAAAAAACUGAAUGAAAAGGAAGCCUAAAAUGCCAACGAUACACAAUGUUGGUGGGCGAAUGUUCGUAGUUUCUUGCUCACUUUACAUUGUGGAAUUUUAGUAUCUUGAAAAUACUUUGCAAGACUUUUCACGUGAAUUGUAAAAAAAAUUUGAAAGUUGCAUAGUUACCCAUAACUUUUAAAUGUAAUUCUGUCAAGGUAAUUUCUUAAGGACGUAUACUUCAGUUUAUACAUAGGGUUCUCGAGAUGAUGAGAGUGCUAGGGUGUUCAACUGGCUAAAUCAACUUGGAUCUAAGAUCACACGAAGGUAUACUUAACUCAAAUUGAACCUAAAAUUUGUGUAUUAUUUACCCAAUCCAAACGCAAAAUAUUUACGACUGUUGAACAAUUUCGGAGAUAUCUAAAACGUAAGCAAACGUAAACCCAGCCCAGUCAAGGGUGGAACUUCUCAAUGUGGAUGCCACUAAUCGUUCUCGUCCUCGUCGGAGUCCUUCAGGCGUGCUCCCCAGUGGACAGCCUGUACGAAAGCUUCCACGAGCAGCUGGUGACGUACCUGCGUCCUGGGGAGCCGCACAUCCAGGACGGCCACACGCUGCUCAACAUGUUGUACGUCCAAGAACAACUACAGGUCUACUGCCAGCGGCCCACCGCCCUGAGCCUGCGGAACGUCUUCCAGAGCAGUCGCCUGCGCCUGCAGAUCGCUGCUGGCGGUGCUUACAGCCAAUACAAGGGGGCCACCGUGCGGGAGGUCCACGAGGCGCGCCGCCAGCGGAACGAGUGCUUCGAGGGCAAGCCGCUGGUGGCUGCGGGAGGGGAGCAGCGGAUCGUCCAGUUCCCCGCCCACAGUCACGUCUGCUACGGCAUCCACACGGACGAGCCGUUCGCCCUCACCCUCGAAGUGGUCGCCUGGGACCCCGAGCGAUUGGCGCAGUUCGCCUUCGGCCUGGUGCUGUGGCUCAGCAGUCCCCUCGUGGCGGACUCGCUGCUCAGCCUCUACUGCUCGGCGGCGGCCCUGGGCGCCCACCUGGCCGGCGUGGGCGUGGUCGCGGCCGCCAUGCUGGGCUCCGGCGGCGGUCGUCCCCUACGGCUGGAGCCCCUCAAGGGGAACUUCAAGCAGGUGCUCGAGGAGCGGCCCACCCUGGUGGCCCUGGCGCUGGUGGGCGGCGCCUGGUCACUCCAGUCCGCCUGCCAGCGGACCAGCUUCCUGUGGCGGUGCUCGCUGCUGCGCCGCUUGCACUACCGCCUGCUGCGGACCACCUCCUACUGGCUGAUCUGCACUGCCUCCGAUCACUCGGAUUUCGGGCGGACCUGCGUCCUGGUGCUUCUCCCCUGGCCGGAACUCUGGUGGCUGAUGAACUGGCUGAAGGGAAUAUGUGCUCGAAAGACUCGAUUGCGAACCGGGAAAGAGCAGCUCCACUCACAAGAGGGCUGUCAAAGGCAGCGAGCUAUGGGGGAUUCGCAGGACUUUUUGGGGCGACAUCCUACUUCUUGGCGGCAGGACGCACAGCUAGUGCAGCCGCAGAUUUCUACCAGGUUUUUGGACGGUGGAAGUCACCCUGGGACCAUUCAAUCCGGUCCUGACCCCGUUUCGUACCAUAGAAGUCGCAGUUUAAACAGGACGGACACGACUUUUCGGCGGGAGCAACGAAUGCUCGGGGGACGGGAGUACGAAAGUACAUCUGGAUGUCAGUACUGCUCCGUGGCAAAUUCCCUCAAUCGACCCUCCACGUGGAACUGCCUCAACAGGCGGUUGACCACCAAUGCAACAGAGGAUCCCGCCACCCGACCAUCAGGUAGCCCAGAGUAUAGUCUCUUCCCCAGAAGCUCGACGACCAUCGUUUACAGCAACGCCAACUUCUCAAACUCGGAGCCCAGCCCCCGCGAUCAAUAGAGAAAGUAAAACGGAUCGACCAACUUCCAAUAAAAUGAAACCAAGGAACAGGGAUCAACUAAAAGGCUAAGAAGAAAAUCGAGAAUAUUUGAAGCAAAGUUUCAGGAGAAUUGCGUGCAUUUCAGCGCGAAGACCAAGCGAAAUUACGAUAAUGCUUAUGAUGUCAAAGCCGACUUUACUUUACUUUUUGGGAAAAAUUCGUUUUAACAGUUAUUUUCUAUCUAAGGGACCGUUGGGGUUUUGGGCAGGCUGAAGUUUAUAUUUAUAUUAAAUAUUUAUUAUUUUUUAUAUCUUUA
Drosophila ficusphila is the source of this 3267-nucleotide messenger RNA. RefSeq lists its product as uncharacterized. NCBI's taxonomy places the organism in Eukaryota, Metazoa, Arthropoda, Insecta, Diptera, Drosophilidae. The record is from RefSeq and is a predicted model, not a curated record. The transcript has a single exon. Bases 1532 to 2971 code for a protein of 479 amino acids. Gene Ontology annotation, cellular component: nuclear envelope.